AUGGCUCAUCAGGUUUCAUUCCUCUACACGGUCGUGGCCUUGGUCGUCGCCUAUGGCAUCUAUCGUCUCCUCCAGGUUGGCCGACGAGACCCGCGGAUGCCCAAGGGGCCUCCUACAUUGCCGAUUCUGGGUAAUUUCCACCAGAUCCCAUCCAGUGGAAUGUACCGACAGUUUCGGGAAUGGGCCAAAGAGUAUGGCUCUGUCUUCUCGUUGAAGUUCGGUCCUUCGAGCAUCAUUGUCCUCUGUGACCGUGAGGCGAUCCACGAACUCCUCGACAAGAAAGGAAGCAUCUAUUCGGAUCGACCGACGACCUAUGUCGGCAACCUGCUGACCAAGGGCGACCACAUUGCUAUUUCUCCCGCUGAUGCCAUGUGGCGAGAGAAGCGGAAAGUGAUUGCGCAUAACUUCUCGCCGAAGAUGCUGGACGAGAAGCAUUUCAAGGUCCAGGAGGCCGAGGGUAUUGUUUUGAUGAACGACCUUCUGAGAGACCCCGAUAACUUUUUCAACCAUAUUCGUCGGUACACCGCGUCGGUGGCUGCCACUUUGGUUUAUGGCCAGAGGGGGGCGACAUUUGAUUCUUUUUGGGGCCAUGUUCGUGAACCCUCCCUCGAUUGGACCGAAUGUAUGGAACCUGGAGCCAAUCCUCCCGUGGAUGAAUAUCCACUGUUGAAACUGAUCCCCAAGACCUUCGCCCACUGGAAGAAACGUGCCCUUCGGGCCGGAGAGACCAUGGACGCGGUGUGGACACGAGCCCGCGGCAUUGUCGAGGCCCGGAGAGCAAAGGGCGAUAAGCGCGACUGUAUUGCCGACCGGCUGCUGGAUGAGUACAACGAGAAAGGCUUCCCGAUGAGUCAACACGCAUUCAACAACCUCAUCGGCGAGCUGGUGGAAGGCGGUGCCGACACGACGUCGGCCCAGUUGCUGACCAUGGUUCUGGCUCUGGCACGGAACCCAUGGGUGCAGAAGAAGGCCCGCGAGCAGAUUGAUCCCCUGUGUGGCACGUCUCGAUCUCCUCGAUGGGGAGAAGAUUUUGCCCAACUUCCCUAUAUAAACGCCAUCGUCAAGGAAGGCAUGAGAUGGCGUCCGGUAGCGGUGACGGCACUUCCUCACAAAGUUCGACAAGAUGACUACUACAAAGGAAUGCUCAUCCCUAAAGGAUCCACCGUCUUCAUUCCGACCUGGGCAAUCCAUCACAACUCCGAGUUUUACGAAGAUGAUGAAGCCUUCAACCCGGAUAGGUUCUUGAACUACCCAAAACUGGCCAGUGAGUAUGCAGGAAGUGCCAAUUGGAAAGACCGAGAUAAGUACUGUUCCAACCCACCUGUCGUCGCUCUUUUCGACUAA
Capronia epimyces CBS 606.96 is the source of this 1344-nucleotide messenger RNA. RefSeq lists its product as uncharacterized. NCBI's taxonomy places the organism in Eukaryota, Fungi, Ascomycota, Eurotiomycetes, Chaetothyriales, Herpotrichiellaceae. Gene Ontology annotation, molecular function: monooxygenase activity; oxidoreductase activity, acting on paired donors, with incorporation or reduction of molecular oxygen; iron ion binding. The transcript has 6 exons. Bases 1 to 1344 code for a protein of 447 amino acids. The record is from RefSeq and is a predicted model, not a curated record.